Molecule: messenger RNA, 327 nt
Organism: Phytophthora infestans T30-4
Lineage: Eukaryota; Oomycota; Peronosporomycetes; Peronosporales; Peronosporaceae
Exons: 2
Coding region: 1-327 (108 amino acids)
Source: RefSeq, a predicted model, not a curated record
AUGGACGAUGACGAGGACACAUACGGCUUCGGGACCUUCGCCGACCUGUUCGACACGGCGCCGGCGCAGGCCGCCAAGCGACUGGAUCUUGGUGCGCUAAGUCGCUUCUGCAUGCCCGAGCGUCUGUUGUCGCGCUUCGAGCAGCAGCAACGAAGGGACCAGAACAUCGCGCGUUGGGUGUGUCACCACUCGAAAAUGGCGGCAUCGUGUGGCUACAGGCCACGCAGUCGGACUCGGACGCGCUGGAACGGCGCAAAAAGGAGCUACAGGACAUCACGAACCGCCAGGACAAAGCAGAUCACAAGUCGGCGGCCGCACUCUUCGUAG